Molecule: messenger RNA, 3313 nt
Organism: Puntigrus tetrazona (Sumatra barb)
Lineage: Eukaryota; Metazoa; Chordata; Actinopteri; Cypriniformes; Cyprinidae
Gene: dio3b
Product: iodothyronine deiodinase 3b
Exons: 1
Molecular function (GO): thyroxine 5'-deiodinase activity
Source: RefSeq, a predicted model, not a curated record
UCUCUCUCUCUCUCUCUCUCUCUCUCUCUCCAGACAGGAGAGUUGACGGGAGGUAAUCCCCUCCAUGUGAGGAGGCGGCACGGGUGCGGAGGCGUGUUGUUUUUCAUUCAAAUCCUUACUAGUCCUAUAAAAAGCGGAACUCGGAGCUAGAAAGAAAGAGAGAGAGAGAGAUAGAGAGAGAGAGGGAGUGAGUGAGAGAGAGAGAGAGACAGAGAGAGAGAGAGAGAGAGAGAGAGAGAGAGAGAGAGAGAGAGGGUAAGCGCGCAGAACGACACGGCUGUAUCUGUGGGGAUGGAGAUGCUGCAUGGAUCCGCAGGUGUCCAAACGGCGCUGAAAAACGCCGCCGUGUGCGUAAUGCUGCUUCCGCGCUUCCUUCUCGCCGCCGUGAUGCUCUGGCUCCUGGAUUUCUUGUGCAUCCGGAGGAAGGUGCUCACGAAGAUGCGCGAGAGCGACCCGAGCAGCCCCGACGAUCCGCCGCUCUGCGUGUCCGACUCCAACAAGAUGUUCACGCUCGAGUCGCUGCGCGCCGUCUGGUACGGCCACAAGCUGGACUUCUUCAAGACGGCGCAUCUGGGUGGCGCGGCGCCCAACACCGAGGUGGUUCCGCUGGACAGCGCGUCGCGGAGGGGCGAGCAGCGGAUCCUGGACUACGCCCGCGGGAGAAGACCCCUGAUCCUGAACUUUGGGAGCUGCUCCUGACCGCCGUUCAUGACGCGCCUCGCGGCGUUCCAGCGCGUCGCGCGGCAGUACGCGGACAUCGCGGACUCGCUUCUGGUGUACAUCGAGGAAGCGCAUCCUUCAGACGGCUGGGUGAGUUCCGACGCGCCUUACCAGAUCCCUAGGCACCGCUGUCUGGAGGACCGGCUCCGCGCCGCGGAGCUCAUGAACCGCGAGGCGCAGGGGAGCGCCGUGGUCGUGGACACCAUGGAGAACUCGUCGAACUCGGCGUACGGCGCCUAUUUCGAGCGCCUCUACAUACUGAAGGACGAGAAGGUCGUGUAUCAAGGCGGCAGGGGUCCGGAAGGCUACCGGAUCUCGGAGCUCAGAGACUGGCUGGAGCGCUACCGGAGCGAUCUGGAAGCUUCUAAAGCGGCGACGGUGGUGCACGUCUAAGGCGGACGGACGCGCGGAUGUUGUCUUUCCCUCGGCCCCGCUCUCCCCUGCUGAAAAAAACAAACAAAACAAAGCCACAAAACGGACACCAUCACGAAACGCGCGCGCUGGGUGUUUUAGCACACGUACGUCUGCGAGACGGCGCUCUGGAACGCGUCCGCCGGGCACGAGCACCUGAAAGAUGCACGCGUCUCUAACAGACGGGGUCUAAGAGAAAACAUCACGUAGACGAGAACGCACUAAACAUGUCUUCCAGAUGUCAAACAGACGUCUCCGUGAUGUACGUGUGCUAUCAGGGGAUUGAUUGGGAGUUUUUAAUGGAAACGGUGAUGGACCCUGUGGGUUUCUGCUGGUAAUUAGUCACCUUUUAUUGGUGGCUUGUUAAAACCAUUCAGUCCUAAUGGAACGCGUCCCUAAACGCUCUACAGAAAGCCGUCUUUUAAGGGUUCUCACGGUUCAAAGUUAAGGGCUUGUGAGGAUAUUUCUGUGAUGGCUUCCAUCGCUGUAGGGUUUGUUUUGUUUUUGUUUGGGGGUUUUUUUGUUUUUUUUUCAGCAGGGUCGUGUCCUUAGCAUCGAGUCGCCGGCCGCGUUUCAAACGUCCACUUUCAAGUGAAGGCGCUCACUCUCUCGAGGCCCGGCGCUGCAGGUAGGGCCGGGGCGAAGUCGACCGCAUUGAUAAUCGUUUUUUUUGCGCGAUGCAACGUUUAAUUCAUUGGUGUGCGUUAUAUUUCUAGCACAAAAACCUAAAGGCAGCACGAAAUCGGUUUUUCGGGUCCCACCGCAAUCCGGGAAAUACUCUGAUAACUAAAUUUCGCAAUCGAUCAAAUUAAAUACGUUGGACGGGAGUAAAAAUAAAGUUCGUUGUGCGAGUAAAAGCCACUGGAGUGGAUUAAUUGAAAUCUAUUGACGAGAAACACGUUUUCUUCACCCUAGUCUGAAAAAGCGCCUCGUGAGAAAACGAGUUUUUUCCCUGCAGUGUCUACGUUUUUUCUUUUGGUUCCACACAGAACCUUUACCGGCCUCAGAAGCUCUUUAAGGCUCUUUAGAUCAUUCAGACGUUCCUCCGAAAUCGAAUAACUUUCCAGCCGUUUCGAGCGGAAGGCCUCUUCCGUGGCACCUUCAUUUGUGAGCGCGGCGACUCGAUGUUUUUGCGAAAACGUUCCACUAUAGCUUCUACAGAUCGUCUCGGUCUACACGUUCUCAGCUGCAUCGAGAUGUUCUUCACGGAGCGUGCCUCGAGCCGGGCUCUUCGGCCGGGGGUCCAUGCAAAAAGCCUUUUCCCAGGCGACCUACCGACGAAAACGACGUUCGGUUGCGCCGAGGAAAGCGUCGCACACUUCACUUUUUUCACAGCGUGGACCCCCGGGGGCCCGCCAAGGCACUCCAGGAGAAAACCGCCUGGAUUCUCGAUCUGGUGUCUUUAUAUCGAAGUCAUUAGCUGUGUUCAAAACUAAGUGACCGCUCCGUGCACUUCUCACGCCGCAUACGUCUCUUUAGAUCACUUUAGGGAACGCCGUAGAUGGCCCUCCGCGUACAGCGGCGAUCGAAAGCGGCCUCGAGAACUAAAAAACACGAACGGAUUCAAGCGUUCGAAAGCACGGCCUGAUAUUACGGCCGCCGUUAAAACGCUCGGAGGAUAAAGCCUCUUGCUCGCCCGGUUUUGAACACAGCCGUCAAGUCAGUGUCUUCAGCUGCUGCUAUGGUCAAACACAAUACUGCAAACGCUGGGUUUUAGUUUCAUGCAUACGGUCAUCUAGACAGAUGUUUAUGUUGUCAGUGGCCAUGCGACCGCAUGAUAGCUGUUGUGCUUCGUCUCCGUUCUUUAGGCCUACUUGUUUUAUGUCAAUCCAACCUGGCAUUUUAUUUGAGGUAUUGCAGAAACGGUAUAUCUAUCUAUCUGAAAAACAUAUCCUAUUUUAUUUUUGUAUGGUAUCUUUCCCUUGUGAGCGUGUGUGUGUGUGUGUGUGUGUGUGUGUGUGUGUGUGUGUGUGCGCGGCCAGGAGGCCCUUUCAUUGUACUCUGGAGUUAUUGUGAAGAUCGGUUUUUAAAAGGAUUUUAACCAGAAAACCGAUACUGAUGUAAUUUGACACUAGAGUACAGGACGGAGAAGCGGCCUCCAGACGUAUUGCCAAAUGUUGUUUUGUAAAUGGUGUAUAUUUUAUUGAACACUUUUUUUAAAUAAAUGGUAGAGCACCCUCUA